This is a messenger RNA of Clupea harengus (Atlantic herring), 2998 nucleotides long. RefSeq names its product calpain-5. Gene Ontology annotation, biological process: proteolysis. The record is from RefSeq and is a predicted model, not a curated record. Lineage: Eukaryota; Metazoa; Chordata; Actinopteri; Clupeiformes; Clupeidae. Gene Ontology annotation, cellular component: cytoplasm. Gene Ontology annotation, molecular function: calcium-dependent cysteine-type endopeptidase activity.
GGGCAGAGGGCAGAUGAGACCAUGUGUCAGCUGAAGCACUGGUUCAGCAUGUUGCUACAGGAGUAUAAGGUCAUGAAGGGGCCAGGUCCAACGACACUGACACCUCAAAAAACAGGGAGGGCAGAGAGGGAGAGACACAGAGAGAGAGAGAGAGAGAAGAAGAAGAAGAGAACAUAAGCUGCUCUCAGAGAGCAGAAGAAGAACGGAGAAACAAAAACUUACAUUCAGAUCAAAUAGAAAACAGACAGAAAUAAAAAAAAAAUGAUUGAAUCCUUGAGCUGUGGCAUGUCUGCGGCGUGUCUCGACCAGACCAAACAGAAAAAGUCCAAGUGUUUGGAAGACUUGCUGCCUGUCCUGCACUGGCUCCGAGACAACUCUGGGAAGAACCUGGCAAUGCCAGAGCGAGUGUGUUCGUUCCAGGGACAGAACUACCACAAGCUGAAGCGUGCGUGCCUGCGUCGGGGAGCGCAUUUCCAGGACCCCUUCUUCCCCCCCACAGCCCAGUCCCUUUUCUACAAACGCACCCCUCCACCAGGGAUCACAUGGAAGAGACCUCGGGAGCUCUGUAAAGACCCCCGUCUCUUUGUGGAUGGCAUCAGCACACGGGACCUACACCAGGGCAGUCUGGGGAACUGCUGGUUGGUGGCAGCCACCUCCUGCCUGGCCUCAGAACCCUCACUCUGGAAGAAGGUGAUUCCAGAUCACACAGAGCAGGAGUGGAACUCAAAGAGGCCUGACCUUUAUGCUGGAAUCUUCCAUUUCCGCUUCUGGCGCCUGGGCCGCUGGACAGACGUCGUCAUCGACGACCGUCUCCCGGUCAGUGAGGAUGGAACGUUGCUUUUCUGUCGCUCAGCAACACCACGCGAGUUCUGGAGCGCUCUUUUGGAAAAGGCCUAUGCCAAGCUGAAUGGCUGCUAUGAGGCUCUGGAGGGUGGUAACACCGCGGAGGCUCUGGUGGAUUUUACGGGGGGUGUUUCUGAGCCCCUCAGUCUGGACCGCUCGGCUCUGAUCCAGUACCCUGAGCAGAGGAAGGCCCUGUUCCAGACCCUCUCCAAAGCCCACAGCCGCCAGGCUCUCGUCACCUGCUCCAUACGGCCCGAGGACGGCGAGCGAGUGGAGUCGGUGAUGGAGUGCGGGCUGGUGAAGGGCCACGCCUACGGGGUGACGGCCAUCAGGAGGGUCCGGCCAGGGCCGUUCCUGCUGGGCAGCUGCGGAGAGGCGAGCCGCGUGUGCAUGGUGCGCCUGAGGAACCCCUGGGGAACGGCCGACUGGACCGGCGCCUGGAGCCAGGGGUCUCAGGAAUGGCGACAGCUGAGCCGCAAAGAAAGAGAGAAGAUGGGGCUUGUAGUGCGGGAUGUGGGUGAAUUCUGGAUGGAGUUUGAGGACUUCUGCCGCUACUUCACGGACAUGGUGGUGUGUCGGCUGGUGGAGAGGUCGCUGCUGUGGCCCAGGAGCCACUGGAGGGAGGUGCGAUGCCAAGGGGAGUGGGCACCAGCUCCUGGAGCCCUGCCAAAACCACCAGUGUUCCUCCUACCCACGGGCAAGACUGGCACCACAGCCUCUCGCCCCCCCAGGCCCGGCGGGUACGCCCAGAGAGGGGACCGCAAAGAGGCUCGCCUGGGUGAGAGGAAGCAGGAGCGCCCCGCGGGCAGACCGAGGGAGAGAGACAGAGAGAAGGAGAGGCGCCGGCCGGCGAGGAGAGAGGAGGGGGGCGCUGCCAAAAAGCGGGUGGAGGCCGAGGCCGUGGACAGGAGCUGGGUGGAGCAGCUGGACAAGAGAAGCAGAUGCGGGGGCUGCAUCAACAACAGGGACACAUUCCUGCACAACCCCCAGUUUAUGUUUGAGGUACCGGGCAAAGAGGAGGAGGUGCUGAUCUGUCUUCAGCAGGAGGAUCGAAGGAUGAAGAGGAGAGAGGGUGAAGGAGAGAACCUCCCCAUUGGGUUUGAAGUACUGAGGGUGGAGGUGAACCGCGUGUGCCGGGUGCAGUGUGUGGAGGAGCAGGCCGCCAGCUCCGUGUACAUGGACUCCCGCAGCGUGGCCCUCCGAGUGACCCUCGCCCCCGGACGCUACGCCCUCCUGCCCACCACCUUCCAGCCAGGGGCCACCGGCAGGUUCCUGCUCCGUCUCUUCUCUCACACACACGUCCAGCUCAGGGAGCUGAGAGAGGAGCUGCCUCCCCCCUCCCUGUGGCAGUGCUGUUUGCCUAAGCCGUGUCUGGUCACCACGGUGCUCCUGCAUCGUGCCUCGGGCCUCUGUCAGCCUAAACAGACAGCUCCAGAUGUGUAUGCUAUCAUUCGUUGUGAGGAGGACACAAUUAAGACAGGUGUGUUCAGGAUGGAUGGGACGCCUGAGUUCAACACUAAAGCCAUUUUCUACAGGAGACGACCUAAGGCGCCGAUAUAUAUAGAGCUUUGGAACCACGGCUUGGUUUGGGACACAUUGUUGGGUGGAUGUCGACUUCAGAGUGAAGACAGUGAAAAAGGGCGGAGCAGAACGAUUGAACUUCAGGGCAACCAAUCGUGCCUCGGAUCCCGGGGUUGUGUCUAUGUGGAAACUUCCUCCAGCUACUGCCUGACGGACCUGUGAUUCCACAGCUGCUCUUUGUUGUACCAAUUACACUGCCACGGCAACAAUCCAUUGUGACCUCAUUAAGUUACCAAAGUGGAUGUAUCCAAACACCAAGUAAUUCAUUUGACAGUAACAGUGUUUCAUACAGUAUUUACGCUGUAUAUCUGCCUCAGUAUGCAGAUAUGGACACUGUAACAAAAGAAAGACGUGUUAGUGUUUUGACUUAUAUUUUCUCUGCUGGCCAGAGUAAAGCACUAGAUAUUCCUAUUGCUACGGUGUUGAUAUCGGGUCCCACUGCAAUAACUUUCGGUACUGAACAUAGGCCAAGUUUAUGUUGAGUUUUGUUUUAAAUUUGAAUAUGUUUUUAGCCAUUUAUCUCAAUAAACCCAUUGCUUAAGUGGAGUAAAAAUGUCUUAAUAAAGUUUUUGAG